GUGGGCUUACAAGUUCCAAUAAAGGAAAAGGGAAAAAGAAGAAGCAUAGACAACUAAGGAAUGGAUACGUACAAGGAGUAGAAAGAUAUGGGAUAAAAGCUUAAGGAUCUCAUCGGAAACUUUAGAAAACUUAAGGGGCCAAGGAGAAAUUUACGCUUAAUAAGCAUGAAAGAUCAAAAGCAACAUCACUAGUGGUAUAUAAUACAGCCAUUGACGACAGUAAUCAGAGCUUCCGCUUCCUUAUUUGUUUACUUACAGCAAAAACCUCACACACCUACAAUGUGUAUGUGUGUGUGUGAAAAUUUGUAGAUCCGAAAAUUUCACCGAUGCUUGAGGAAUUAAAUUAAAUAAAUCACAGAAAACGACGGAAAAAUCAAUCUCAGUUCAGAAGAAUCAGUCCUUUUGUCUCUCGGAUCUGCAACAAUGUUAGAUGGAUUGCUUGGGCGCAGUGGUUUCAGCUCCAAAUGUAAAUCAUUGAUUAAGCCGACGAGGACACGGAUAGGGGCGUUGCGGAGGAGGGCGGAGGCGAAACAGAGAUUUUUGAAGGAAGAUCUUGCGAAAUUACUUGCUAAUGGCCUUGAUGUUAAUGCAUAUGGAAGGACAGAAGACUUCAUUGCUGGAUUGAAUCUGUUAUCUUGUUAUAAUUUCAUUGAUCAGUCAUGUGAAUAUAUUCUGAAGCAGCUAUCAGUCAUGCAGAAACUAGGGCAAUGUCCAGAAGAGUGUAGAGAGACUGUUGCAUCACUGAUGUUUGCUGCUGCAAGAUUUUCUGAUCUUCCUGAAUUACGUGACCUCAGGGAUGUAUUUCAGGAGAGAUAUGGGAAUGGUUUAGAAUGCUAUGUUAAUCAAAUGUUUGUUGAGAAGUUAGCCUCUAAACCUCCUGUUGUGGAGAAGAGAAUAAAGUUACUGCAAGAUAUAGCAGCAGAGUUUUCAGUUCAGUGGGAUUCCAAAGGAUUCAAACAAAGGAUGGAUUCACCCUCCACACUUGCUCAGGAUCAAGUAAGGAAAUCUGUAGCUUUAAACACCACUGAUGAAAAUAAUGAUUUUCGGAAAAAUGAUCAUCGAUCUAAAGAAAGAAUAGAGCAUAUUCCCCAUAAUCAUGGGAGUGUAAAUGUUAGGAGGAAAGAGGUGUUUGUGAGAACAGAAGAAAAACAUGCUCAGGAGCAAGCAAUGAAAUUUCGAGCUUCAAAUGUCACUGAUGAUAAGUACAAGGUAGGAAAUGGACAUGGGAAAAAUGAUGAGCGUUCUAAAGAUAGAGUUGAGCAGGGGCCCACAUCGCACAUUCCAUUUCCAGCAAGAGAAGAAGAGGCCCCAUUGGAUAUCCCGUUUGUGGGAAGACAAGAAAAACUUCACAAUCUCAAACACCAAGUCUAUUUGUCUAAUCCAAGGCCGGAAUCCGAUUCCAGGAACACCGGAAUCGGAAACAACCAUAUUCCAGUUCCAGCCACUUCUUAUCUCGACAGAAGGCCAGAACCUUUCGUUAUUGAUAAAGUCGACAGAGGAAGAAAAGAAAGACACAUCAGAAUGCCACAAGUCAACGGAGAAAAAGAAGAAUAUGUUGAAAAGUCAACAAUAGGGAAAGUGCAAGAGAAGGAGGAAGAACCAGUUAGGCUGUUAAAACCCUGCUACAACAAUACUCCUCCUCUUCCACCACCAUACAUUAUCAAAUCAAACGUCCCACCACCAUACACCAAACCCCACCACCACCACCAACCUCCAUCCGACCUCCUGCCGCCACCCAUCUCUAACUCCGGGAGGAGGAACAAAGAGCAAAACCAAAACGACAUGCCUUUACCUUUACCUUUACCGAAACCAAGAUCAGUGAGAAGAAAACACUCGAAAUCAUCAUCUAGUCAUGACGAUGUAGGAAGCUCGGAAGAUUCUAGAAUCGUGAAGAGAGUUUCUAGUAGCAGAAGAAAAGAAAGAAAAGGGUUACAGAUAUUAUUUGAUGAUGAGCAUUAUCACCAUAAAGCUAAAGCUAAAGACGAAGAGGAAAAAAUGAUGGAUAAGUUAUUGUUACAUUAUAGUAAAAAACCAUCGGCUUAUGAUCAUGGGAAAGUAAGGAGGAAAAAAUCAAGCAAAUCUCCUCCUGUGAAUGAUGAUGAGGUGGAGGAAACGAGUGUUAGUGUUCCUCCCAUGAGAUCGAUUUCGCUUCCUCAUGAAUCGGAUGGGAAUAGUAAGAAGAAAGUGUACGCACGUGCUAAUUCGUUUCAGCCGGAUAAUCAGGCGCCACAUGUGCAUCCUAAGUUGCCGGAUUAUGAUGAUUUGGCGGCUAGGUUUGCGGCUUUGCGAGGGAGGUGACUGUUUGUUUCACUAGAUGAGUGUAGAGUUUUACUGGAUUAUAUCUAUUUACAUGAUGAAAUUUGAGACAUCUUCGUGUUAACAUAUUUACAUGAUGAAAUUAUGAAAACAUUUGAUUCAUUCAUUCAUCGACCACAAUCGCUAUUAUUCAUGGAAUUUUAAACAUGCAAAACUAGAACAACAAUGAACCUGUAAAUAUAUAGUAAUACUCGAUGUGCAUGAUUAGGGUUAGACUUUGGUUAUUCAAUUCACAUGGUGUACUUAAAUUACAAAAAUUUAAAAUAUAAUCCAAA
Lactuca saligna is the source of this 2591-nucleotide messenger RNA. The record is from the annotation of a GenBank genome assembly. NCBI's taxonomy places the organism in Eukaryota, Viridiplantae, Streptophyta, Magnoliopsida, Asterales, Asteraceae.